Molecule: messenger RNA, 2553 nt
Organism: Hyaloperonospora brassicae
Lineage: Eukaryota; Oomycota; Peronosporomycetes; Peronosporales; Peronosporaceae
Source: the annotation of a GenBank genome assembly
AUGGCGGAAGAAGACACAGACGCCGCGGCGUUCGUGAGCGCCUUGUACCGCAAGGUACUGCUCUCGGUCAAGGCGUCGAACGCAGUCGUCUCUGAAGACGACGGCUUCCACUACCACGCGCAGUUCAGUCCCGAGUUUGCGCUGCGGUCGAAGCGCUCCAGUGCCAAAGCCGCAGCGCUCGUGCAGCUGCUCACAAAGCGUCGACGUCCUGCCAAGAGCCAAGAGCGCGACCAUAAGCACGACGACGACGACGAUGAGGACGAUCCACAGGAGCUGUUUGACGGGCCGGAACCGAACACGCGCGUGACGGACUAUGCCGAUAUGUUGCUGGACGAGGCGUCGAUGCACUUGGCCCGUUUCAUGCGUGGCGAAGGUCCGGACACGUCCGUGACGUCGAAGCCGAGCGGGACACAGUCUGUGGCGAGCAAGCGACAGGUCGUCGAGCAGGGACAAGAAGCGCGGGACAAGCGGUCGACGGCACGGACGCAGCAGAGCAAGCCCCAAGAGCAGUUUGACGAGACGAUUGACAACUCGGACGUGCCGUUUGUGUCGAAAUUGCGUGAAAAGGUUCACGCGCAGCACGACGGACAUAUAGCUGGUAGUGCACUGGAAGGUGGCGAUGACGACGGAGAAGAAGACGAUGACGACGAAGUGGCGCGACGCCAUCCGUAUUGUCGAGAGAUCAGAGGGCUGAAGUAUGCUCCGUGGCAAUUGGAGGCACCUGACGAGCCGUGUGAGCGGGUCGGACUGGACGAGGCCACGUACAUGUGGGUCGACUCGACGGAAAAGCUCGUGCUGAUGAUGCAGACAUUGACAGCUGCCGAAGCUCGUGUGAUUGCAGUGGAUCUGGAACAUCACAGCUACCGAUCGUACAUGGGACUCACGUGUCUGAUGCAAAUCUCGACGGUAAAUGCAGAUUUUCUGGUCGACACGUUAGCGCUGCGAGGCAAGCUGCAGACACUGAAUCAGGUGUUCUGUGACCCUGAGAAGGUCAAGGUGUUGCAUGGCAGUGACAUGGACAUUCUGUGGCUGCAGCGCGAUUUGGGUCUGUAUAUCGUCAAUCUCUUUGACACGGGCCGCGCGGCACGUCUGCUGCAGUAUCCGCGUUUCUCCUUGGCAUACAUGCUGAAGCGUCACUGCAACGUUGAUGCUGACAAGCAGUAUCAGCUUGCAGACUGGCGUACUCGUCCGUUAGGCAAGCAAAUGGUCAAGUACGCGCGCGAAGAUACCCGCUACUUGUUGUUCAUUUACGACCGUCUCAAGAAAGAACUGCUGCAAGCUGGAGCAAAGUCCCGUGAGAGUCUGCUUCAUCAGACACUACAGAACUCCAGCAAGCUUUGUUUGCAGGUGUAUGAGAAGCCGCAGGCCACAGAAGCGGAUGCUCUUGCUCUUGGCGAAAAGCUCAAGGACGCUGUAAGCAUCCGCAUUCUAUCCGAGCUCCAGAGACGUGUGCUCGUGGCACUUUAUAUGUGGCGCGACCGCAUCGCUCGACAAGAAGACGAAUCGGUGGCGUAUGUGAUGCCGCACCACGUUCUCAUGAAACUUGUCAAGCGUUUGCCUGUACGAUCCGAUGCGUUGUUUCGCACUUGCCACCCAGUGCCGAUGCUGGUCCGUAAGCACGUACUGCAGGUCACCGAGGUGAUUCUUGCUGAAAAGCAAAAGCUUGCUGAGGAAGAGACGAAAGUACCGCAAAAGCCCACGCCUGUAGUCGUUGCCAAGCCAUCAAGAAAGGUGUGGAACGAGGCCGGAGAAGAACAGAUAGUGUCGACGUCGACGUCGAAGCGCGUGGGGCGCGCCGAGCAUGCUCCUUGGAAGAAUGGCCAGCGUAAGGCUAGUGUCACGACGGCGCUGAUUGAAUUGUCACCGUCCAGCGAUGUUCAUCCCAUGGCUCUUGGAGCCAGCGGUUCCGAGACUACUGAUGAACCAGAGACAGCAAGUACGCUGCUGGAAACAGUGAAUGCUAUGGUCGCCAGUACGUCGUUCACAAUUGCAGAAUGCGAGUCGGUCCAGACACCAGUCACGCAGCGCAUACUGCUGACGAACAUUGCUAGCACAAGCAACAGCAAGGCCGAAACAGCGGCGCCAAAGAUCCCGCAGUCCAUUGCCGAGACAUACCACAUGUCGGGUCACUCGAAGCGGCGAAAGAUAACGUCCGUGGACACAUCUUCGGCACUUCAAGUCCAGGAUCGUGCCGAAGCUUUUAUGCAAAAGGUUGACGGCGACGGCAGUGAGAAGCACGACACGGAAGACACGAGCAGUUUCCAGGACUUUGACUAUGCGGCUGCCAGCGACCAGAUCACAGCUGCCAAGUUUCCAUCGAACAAGGACGAGGAGGAAGGACGCAACGGACGCAAUGGAGGUCGCGGUCGAGGGCGCGGUCGUGGUCGAGGGCGAGGGCGCGGCUACGACAGCAAAACGCCGACUGGCUACAACCCGUUCGUGGCCAUGAGUAGCGCGGGCGCCAACCAGUCGUCAAAGAACGGGAAGAACGGACCCAAAGCGGCACAAGUCAAGAAGAUGCACCACGUGCCGAGGAGUGCGACGUUCCGAUAA